AUGGCUAUGGCAGCCAAAACAGUGAUCAAAAAAACAAUGUCUUUGUGCCUCUUGGAUAAUUCACGUUUUAUGGUGCGUGUUGAUUAUGAAGAAGAAAUCCUCAAGAAAUUUAAAAACUAUGAAGGACGACAAUAUGAUCCAGUGAAACAAACAUGGUCAUUUCCACUUAAAGAAUUCGAACGAUUUAUGGCUGAUAUAAAAGAAUUGAAGAAACAAAACUUUGAUAUAAGUUUCGACAAAAUAUUCAUAGAAUAUAAUAUUAUACCCGACAUGAAAAUUGAUUUAUCCGAAAGAUUAGGAUCGGAUUUUUAUGAUAAACUUUAUCCAUAUCAACGUGAAGGUAUUAUAUUCGGCAUAAAACGUGAUGGAAAAUUGUUGAUUGCUGAUGACAUGGGUCUUGGUAAAACAAUACAAGCAAUAGGAUUGGCCAAGUGGUUCCGUGAUGAUUGGCCAUUGAUAAUCAUUUGUCCAUCAUCAUUGCGAUAUCAAUGGAAAGAGAAAAUAUUGGAAUAUUCACCAGAUAUUAAUGAAACAAAUAUUUUCGUUGCAACGACAAGUAAAGAUUUACUUUCAUAAAUUAUUAUCACAUUGAUUGCCCUCAUAGCUCAAUCGGUAGAGUUUCCGGCUCUUAUCUAGAAUUAUUAUCACCAGAUUCUCUAAAAAGAAUUUGAUCAAAAAAAUUCAAUUUUCCAAUCCACACAGUUGAAAACCGGAAAG
Dermatophagoides farinae (American house dust mite) is the source of this 717-nucleotide messenger RNA. The record is from RefSeq and is a predicted model, not a curated record. Lineage: Eukaryota; Metazoa; Arthropoda; Arachnida; Sarcoptiformes; Pyroglyphidae.